UCGCACUCAGUCCUUUCGCAGCGGCCAACGGUACCGCAUGUGCCGCUAGCUGCUACGCACCAAAUAAACAUCAACAACCCGAGGAGACUUACCGUGCAGUGUGAUAUGAUGCUAACCUGUGUUGAACAGUUUCGGAAAGGGUGAAUUUACAAUUUACAGACACAGUGACUAACUAAGACUAAGGAUCGAGUGCAGUGUAAUUUAGCGCCCGAAGAUGCCGAAAAUCUUCCUGAUCAAGAAGCGGCUGCAUGAGCAGCAGCUGGGGCUGCAAGAGGGGCAGGAGCUGUUGGCCGGCAAGGCGGACGCGCUCUGCCCCGGCUCGCCGCUGGACGACGGCCCAAUCCCGCUGCUCUCGAAAAAGGACAAGGAAUGCGUCGAUCGCGAUGUCUUUAAUGAACACAAUGGAGCAAAAGGUACUCUAGAAAGACGCACAAAGGAACCCAGGAGAUUCAUAUCUUCAAUCCUUGGAGGUGAUAUUCCUUAUGGAAGCCACAGAGGGCAUGUUCUCACACAAGCUGAGCGUAAGCAGUAUCUGCCCGUAGAAGAGAAGAAAACAGAAGACAGACCUCUCAUAAAAGAAGAAAAAGAUCCAUUAGAAACUGACCCCGUUGUACUUCCAUCUAGAAACUCACCAUCACCUGAAUCAACACCUUCACCUGGAAUUGACAAUAGUGUUACUUGUCAAAAAGUGUCAGUUAUUCAGAGAACACCUUCUCAGUCACAGUUCCAAAAUAACAAAAAAGAAUUAGCAGAUGUAAGCAUCCCACCUACACUGCCUGCAAAUGAACCGGAACAAGAUCAACCCAUAGAUUACGUUAUAGCUAAAAAGAGAGGAGAAACUGAAGAUGAAGAAACAGAGAAAAAAUUAAGAGAGCAAAGGCGAACAAGCAGUUCCAAGAUUGCUAAUGGAAUUUUAGCCAGGCCAGUUUUAGUUCUAAGAAAUUGUCCCGCUAAUAAAGUUCCAGGUAUCCUUAGUGCCGCAGCCGGACAUGGAAGAUCCACUGGUGGGAGCGGAUCGAACUCGAAUUCCCAGAGCACUGGAGGCUCUGGCAGUUUCAGCUCUGGUGGUGGUAGCACUGCUCCUUCCUCCGGCGGUGGCGGCGCCAUUGGCGGUGGAUCAGGCAGUGGCGGUAACGGCCGUGAUGGUAGAUCUAACUAUGGACCUAACAGUCCACCCACUGGCAGCCUUCCACCCUUUUAUGAAACACUGGGGCCAUCUACAAAAGGUGGUCAAAAUUCAUUCAAUGCCAAUAGCAACUUUUCCAAUGAAUUCAAUAUUAUUAAUGGAUUCAAUAUGGACUGUGAAAACAAUGAUAAUUCUACUAAUUUCCCCGAACAAAGCAAACAAUAUUCACUAAUGCAAAAUGCUCAUUACGGCCUCGCACUAAAAGAUGAAGAAAUAGAUUACGAUGGCAAAUUAGAAAAUUUGGGCUCAAUUGGCAAUUAUGGAAGCAAUUUUGUGGAUUCUAUGGUAGUGGAUAUGGGAGAAGAUUUUUCAACCACCCUAACAUUUGCACCAAAUGAAGGAAUCUUAGGAAACUUGUCUGACUCGGCGGAAGACUUUGCUAAUUUAUUAAAUAACCAUGUCGUCGAAUCCCUGACCGACUCUGACAUAAGGGAGUCCUCAUCAUCGAUUACCCCUGACUCGGUUCAUAACCCAGUCGAUAUCGAGUCACUGGCUGAACAAGUGAAUUUAAGUAGACAGUAUUAUGAAAAGGCGAACUAUUUGGCAUUUGCGAGCCAAGAGCAGAAUUCGUCGUACAACUUCGCUAAGGAGCGUCCUGAUUUAUUGAUGCAACUAAAUCCGGCGUUGCUGCAACACAAUGAGGGUCAGAUGCAGCAGUUGCAGAUCCACGUGCAGCUUCAGCAGCGACAGCAGAUCCUGUCGCCCGGGUUCCCCUUCGCUAGUCACUCGUUGGAGCUGGAUUCCCCGACGGGAGUGUCGCUGCCCUCGCCGGGCGGCAACAGCUCGCUCGACGGCAGCAGCCACGUCGAGAACUCCGCCCUCAGCCCCGCCGCUGCUGUAAGUCUCAAGAAAGGCGAUGCUAAAAUACAAAUCUUGCAACAAAGGUUGGGACUGCCAGCCGAGCUUCCUUUGGAAUUCAUCAACGGUGGUCACGGAGUAAAGAAUCCUUUGGCAACUGAGGCGAAUGCCAGACAACGAGAAGAGGAGAAGAACAAACAAGUAUUAGUCAGCGAGGACGACCCCACGAAGUUUGUGUGCCGAGUGUGCUCUAAGAACUUCAGUCUGCAAAGGCUCUUGAACCGACAUAUGAAAUGCCACUCUGACGUGAAGCGAUAUCUCUGCACCUUCUGCGGAAAAGGAUUCAACGACACGUUCGAUCUGAAACGGCACACGCGAACACACACCGGGGUCCGACCCUACAAAUGCAAUCUCUGCGAAAAAUCCUUUACCCAAAGAUGUUCACUAGAAUCUCAUUGCUUGAAAGUUCACGGAGUCCAGCACACGUACGCCUACAAGGAAAGGAGGACUAAGAUGUACGUGUGCGAGGAAUGCGGACACACCACCUCGGAGCCCGAGGAGCACUACAUGCACCUCAAGAAGCAGCACCCCUACUCCCCUGCGCUGCUCAAGUUCUACGACAAGCGACACUUCAAGUUCACGAACGCCACGUUCGCGAACCAAUUGCUAGGCCAACUACCCAUGCCGGUCCACAACUAAACACAACGUAUCUCCAACGACUGAUCUAGCGUUCUCUAUCUCGAAAGUAGAAAAAGUACUUAACGUUACGAAUUUAUUCCGUCCGUAUGUAAAAUAAAUCUCAUUAAAAUAAUAAUCAACCAACACCCAGUGCUAAUUUCAAAUGAACUGAGACGCACAAGUAAUUCCUCUUAGCUAAGUAUUAACAUCGUCUUCCAAAAUAAACGUAGACAUUCCGCGUUAUAAAAAUUGCGUACUUUUAUGUGGUUUAUGUUAAACUGUGAACAAAAUACACAUUUUGUUCGCAUAAAAAUACCUUAAUUUUUUAACAGUCGAAGAAAAUUCUCGCCUACGUUAGGACUAGGCAUGACUGCAAUUAAAAAAUCAAAGUAUCGGGUAUUAUGUGCAAUCUUUGGUGAUGGUACGGGAUUAAUCGAUAAGUUUAGCCAUAAGUAAGAUAGACUAAGCAUUAGAAAUAGUCCAUGGAUUUGACUUGUUAGAAAAACAGAUUAUAGAGUUUCAUUUCAAACCAGCCAUGGUUAGAAUAAAAGAGAUUAUUGGAUGGUGCUAAACGCAUAAUGUGAGGGUCGCUGACUUGAAAUGAAACAGUUAUGGAUCGGAUGACAUCUCUUGUCCAAUCCAUAAAAUAAAAUCUCUAUCAAAGACAUUCAAAAACUUUGAUGCAGAUCCACAGUAAGGAAUCUCUUUCCUCAUUUUAGUGAUACUAGCUUCUAAUUGUCUCUCAAAAUAUUAACACAAAUUAUGUCACAAGUUUUAAGUGUAUAAUGAUGUUAUGUUUGUUCUUUGUUUGUACUUAUUAUUUGAUAUCAAAAUUAUAAAAUUGAUAGUGAGUACCCUUAGCGGGAUCACGAUAUGUCGUACCAAGUUUAAUUGCAUUUCUACGAAUAUUUAUAUUAUUUAAAUUAAAAUAUUGAUCGGUUUUAGUCUGUGCUGUGAGUGUGUGUGAGAAUCCUAUGAGUAAUUGAAUUAUUUAAUGUGUCGAUUGUUAUUAGUGUAGUUAGUGUAAGUACAUCGGGAAGGCUUGCAGCGCUCCCGAGAGGAGUUUUACAAGACUACGAUGCUCAAUUGAUAUACUUUGCGCUUUCACGGCGGAGCUUGUUUAUAAAGUAAAUUCAUUGUAAAUACGUCUAAAUUUAGAAAAUGUAGUAAAAUUGAGAAAGUAAUAUUACCUACUUAACUUUAGAGGUACCUAAUUAGCGUUUAUGAGAUUUUAAAAAGGAUAAUUGUUAUAGUAUUUGAACAACUAUAUAAGUUUUGAUAUAUUGGAUCUUUUAUAUUGGCUUAUCAUUGGUUCGUCCAGUCCACAAUAUUGUGAUAGCGCAAUGCCUCGGUUAUACUUGUCUGUUGCAUUUACUAGCAUUUUUGAUAUCAUUGUCAAAUAGUUUCAUAUUUUAAGAAGCAAAAUCUUUGUUACUCUGUAUUGAUAAGCAAUAUAUCAUGAUUAAAAGAUUA
Molecule: messenger RNA, 4135 nt
Organism: Pectinophora gossypiella (pink bollworm)
Lineage: Eukaryota; Metazoa; Arthropoda; Insecta; Lepidoptera; Gelechiidae
Gene: ovo
Product: transcriptional regulator ovo-like
Exons: 4
Coding region: 215-2683 (822 amino acids)
Biological process (GO): regulation of transcription by RNA polymerase II; epidermal cell differentiation
Cellular component (GO): nucleus
Molecular function (GO): RNA polymerase II cis-regulatory region sequence-specific DNA binding; DNA-binding transcription factor activity, RNA polymerase II-specific
Source: RefSeq, a predicted model, not a curated record